Messenger RNA from Lepus europaeus (European hare), 3026 nucleotides. RefSeq names its product inositol polyphosphate-5-phosphatase A (gene INPP5A). The record is from RefSeq and is a predicted model, not a curated record. Gene Ontology annotation, molecular function: inositol-polyphosphate 5-phosphatase activity. NCBI's taxonomy places the organism in Eukaryota, Metazoa, Chordata, Mammalia, Lagomorpha, Leporidae. The transcript has 14 exons. Gene Ontology annotation, biological process: phosphatidylinositol dephosphorylation. Bases 9 to 1373 code for a protein of 454 amino acids.
CCGGCACCAUGGCGGGGAAGGCGGCCGCGCCGGGCGCCGCGGUGCUGCUGGUCACAGCCAACGUGGGCUCGCUCUUCGACGACCCAGAAAACCUGCAGAAGAACUGGCUUCGGGAGUUCUACCAGGUGGUGCACACCCACAGGCCUCACUUCAUGGCCUUGCACUGCCAGGAGUUCGGAGGGAAGAACUACGAGGCCUCCAUGUCCCACGUGGACAAGUUCGUCAAAGAGCUGCUGUCCAGCGACGCGAUGAAGGAGUACAACAGGGCUCGUGUCUACCUGGACGAGAACUACCAGUCCCAGGAGCACUUCACGGCCCUGGGAAGCUUUUACUUUCUUCACGAGUCCCUGAAGAACAUCUACCAAUUCGACUUUAAAGCGAAGAAAUACAAGAAGGUGACCGGCAAAGAGAUCUACUCGGACACCCUGGAGAGCACGCCCAUGCUGGAGAAGGAGAAGUUCCCGCAGGACUACUUCCCAGAGUGCAAAUGGUCACGAAAGGGCUUCAUCCGGACGCGGUGGUGCCUGGCUGACUGUGCCUUUGACUUGGUGAACAUCCAUCUUUUCCAUGACGCGUCCAACCUGGUUGCCUGGGAGACGAGCCCGUCGGUGUACUCGGGCAUCCGGCACAAGGCACUGGGCUAUGUGCUGGACAGAAUCAUCGACCAGCGAUUCGAGAAAGUUUCCUACUUUGUCUUUGGCGAUUUCAACUUCCGGCUGGAUUCCAGGUCCGUGGUGGAGACACUCUGCACAAAAGCCACCAUGCAGACCAUCCGGGCCGCCGACACCAACGAAGUCGUGAAGCUGAUAUUUCGGGAGUCGGACAAUGACCGGAAGGUGAUGCUGCAGUUAGAGAAGAAACUCUUUGACUACGUCAACCAGGAAGUCUUCCGGGACAACAAUGGCACUGCGCUCUUGGAAUUUGACAAAGAGUUGUCUGUCUUUAAGGACAGGCUGUGUGAACUGGAUAUCUCGUUCCCUCCCAGCUACCCGUAUAGCGAGGACUGCGCCCAGGGCGAGCAGUACAUGAACACCCGGUGCCCUGCGUGGUGUGACCGAAUCCUCAUGUCCCCCUCUGCCAGGGAGCUGGUGCUGAGGGUGGCAGUGUGGUGCAGUGGGCCAGCCUCCCGCGUGGGAGUGCCCAUUCAAGUCCUGGCUGCUCUGCUUCGGAUCCAGCUUCCUGCGCGUGACUGGGAAGCAGCAGCAGAUGGGCCAAGUGCUUGGGCCCCUGCACCCACGUGGGAGACCGGGAUGGAGUUCCAGGCUCCUGGCUUUGGCCUGGCCCAGCCCGAGCCAUCGUGGUGUGAACCAGCAGAUGGGAGACUCCUCUCCCUCCCCCUUCUCUGUCACUGUGUCUUUCAAAUAAAUAAAUGAACGAAUCUUGUAAGGAUUUUAAAGGAGAGCUGAGGUUAUAAGGCACACUGGACAGGUCUGUCAUCUUAAUUUGUAGCUGAGACACAGCUCCUGUCUGCUGGUUUACUCCAAGUGUCCACAGUCACCUGGGCUGGGCUGAAGCCUUGUGGGCAUCAGGGACCCAAGUACUGGAGCCGUCGCCUGCUGCCCCCCCAGGGUCUGUACCAGCAGGGAGCUGGGCCUCGAGCCCCCGCCUUCUGCAGGGCGAUGGGGGCACCCUAACCCCUCUGCUGACGCCCACCCCGGAGUGGUCGGAGCUCCUGCGUGGGCCUGGAGUUACAGGAGCCGAUGUCGCCGCGGUUCACUUCACAGGAUUUUCAGAUCUGCAUUUUAACAAAGGACCGGAUUCAAAGCGACCAGCAUCUGCCUCAGCUGUGUCAGCUCCCUCGGGAGUGAUGGCAGAGGAGGAAGUGGACUCUCCAUGCUUGGUGUCCAGAACCAGGGGUUUCUGACUGUGGCAUGGGCUGAUGGUCAGGAGGAGGCCAGGGUGGUGAUCGGAACCCCUCUGUCCAGCCCAAGCCUGUGAGCCAUCCUGCACGCCCGUCCACGUCCCCUGCCUUGGCACCAGCCCGGGUCCUGGCCCAGCCCUGCAUGGUAGACCUGUCCCCAGGGCCCUGGAGCACAGGGGGCUCAGAGGAUUCCAGCCAGCAAGGGCAGAGCCCCACAGGCUGCCUCGCCACUCCUGCUGGUCUCAUCGACAUGGUACUGUCCCUGGAGUGCCUGGGGCAGCCCGAGCCCCGCCCCCUGGCUGGGGGGACCUUGCCAGGCCGGCGGCUGAAGUCCACAGGUCUGCAGUGAGCUUGGGCAGGGUGGGGCCCCACCCCAGGCAGCCCCAGGAAAAGGCCACUGUGGGCUGUCACCAUGAUGGCCCUGCUGAAUGAGGCUGGGCUCGGCCUGGGCUUGCUGGUCAGCUCUGUGGAGACCGCGGUGCUGAGACUGGGCAGGUGGCAAGCCGUGAGGGGCCAGAGGCAUCAGCUGGCCGGCACCCGAGGUCACAGGACCCGCACCCCGCACUUGUUCCCCACAGCGGCCGCCCACGAGGAAGCCAGCCUUGGGGCCGAGGGCGUGGUCCUUCCAUUCAGACACAGCACACACCUGGCUGCCCUGGAAGGAGGGCCCUGCCCUCACCUGGACUCUGGUGACCCCCCGCAGGCUGCUCGCCUGUAUGGUGCCAUCUGUCCCACCACCCUGGCACCUCAGGGCUCCCUCUGCUUCCUGGCUGCCCAGAGCCUUGUGACGGAUGCUCGGUGCCUCUGCGGUUCUAAGAUGAUAGAUGGGAAGACGGAUUUUCUACCGCCUUGUAAAUGACGGGGUGCCCAGAGACCCCCACUCCCACCCCGCACUCAAGACUAGAAGCCUCGGUGCCCUCCGCGCCAGGGGCUCCCCGCAGCAAGCCCUGUGCCCCUGAGCCCCAAGAUAAAGGCCUCUGGGGCCCUGAUCUAAAACGGGUGGGUGAGCCACCAGUUGCUGAAAGUGCUGAGGCCGGAGCCCCAGCAGGGGUGGGAGGAGGCCCUGGGGGAAGCAGGGACCCUCCCCUUCUCGUGGGCAGCUCUGAGCCCGGCAGGGUCCACAGGGCAGGCGGGGGAGACUGCGUCCCUGGGACCCCCCCACACC